AAUCAAGUUACAUCGUAGCCUUAGAUGACUAAAUCAGUUCAUAAUUAAAGAAAAAGAAAUCAACAAUCUCAUAAUGAAUAUAUAAGUAUCCAACAUCAUAAAAUAAAAUUCAAGGACAAACAAAAUCAGUUUGGGGUAUAAAAUUUCAAGCCUCGAUCUUCUUUUGUUGUUAAAUUCCUCUUAGUUGUCUCUCUUGGUCUCCUCUCCAAAAACCCCAAAACUGAUUUUUGAAUAGGCACAAGGGUGACGCCUAUUUCAAGCAUUGUUGCUGUAUUGCAUUUCCUCUUCCUCGAUGUUUACUGCAAUGAGAUCCAGCAAAAUCGGAGUUGCAAUAGGUGAGGAAGGCCUGCUGAAACUGGUGCAUCCAGGCAGGUUUGUGGAGAUUCAUAAGAGGCCUAUUGUUGCUGCAGAAGUGAUGAGGAAGAACCCAAGAUACUGCAUUGCACGGCCAUAUGUUUUUGAUAAUCCGUGGAUAGUGGGGUUACCACUGCCUCAAGCUUACUCAUCAGAAAGGGAAUGCUACCAUCAGCAAUCCAACCGUGAGAGAUUCUACAGACAAUACCAGGAUGAGUCUCUUGUUGAGGUGAUAACUAGGCAUGAACACACCUAUCAAGAGUUUAGAAAGAAAUCACUUAGAGAUUCAACGGUUGCCAUCAGUUCUCCACAUAAAGAUUGUAAUUCUAUCAAAGCAGUAUCUACUAGAGUAGAAGAACAUAAUGUCCUAGUGAAUAAGUGUAGAAAUGAGGCUACUAGGUUGAAAUCUUGCUUGAGAAAACAUGACUGUGCCCGAAGGUUGCUUUAUCUCAGGGUUUCAUUCUCUUUGCCAGUGCAGGAUGAGGAAUGACAAAGGAUCAAAAUGGAACCCAGAACAGAAAGUCUAGUAUUUUUCACUUGUUGAGUGUUGUAUAACCAUGGAUAUUCUUGUAAUGCUUUAGAUUUCGGAGGUCGAACAUUGUUUGAUGUCUUCGGACAUUGUUCAAUGUUUCCCGAUUUUGUCUCUGUGAAGAUUGUUUAAUACUAAGAUAUAACCCAGUCAACAAUCCGCAAAGAAUCAAAAGAUAGAGAUGAG
Messenger RNA from Rubroshorea leprosula, 1069 nucleotides. NCBI's taxonomy places the organism in Eukaryota, Viridiplantae, Streptophyta, Magnoliopsida, Malvales, Dipterocarpaceae. The record is from the annotation of a GenBank genome assembly.